CUUGCAUUUACAAGAGAUGGACUCUGUGGUCUGUGGAAUGAAAUGGUUAAAGAUGGAGAGAUUAUAUAUACUGGGACAGAAUUAACCCAAAAUGGAGAACUGCCUCCUAGAAAAGAUGAUGGUGUUGAUAUUCAAAGUGGAACCAAGAAAGAAGAUCUGAAUGAGAAAGAGAAAAAGGAUGAAGAAGAAACCCCUGCACCUACAUUUAGGGCCAAAUCAAUCCUGGAGAGCUGGGUAUGGGGCAAGCAACCAGAUGUGAAUGAGCUGAAGGAAUGUCUUUCUGUGCUGGUUAAAGAGCAGCAAGCCCUAGCUAUCCAGUCAGCCACUACCACCCUCUCAGCCCUGAGACUCAAGCAGAGACUGGUGAUCCUAGAACGCUAUUUCAUUGCCUUGAAUAGAACUGUUUUUCAAGAGAAUGUCAAAGUUAAGUGGAAAAGCAGCAACAUUUCUCUGCCUCCUGUGGACAAAAAAAGUUCUCGGCCCACAGGCAGAGGGGUGGAAGGACUUGCCAGAGUUGGAUCCCGAGCAGCACUCUCCUUUGCCUUUGCUUUCUUACGUCGGGCCUGGCGGUCAGGUGAGGAUGCGGACCUCUGCAGCGAACUUUUGCAGGAGUCUCUGGAUGCCCUGCGAGCUCUUCCAGAGGCUUCACUCUUUGACGAGAGCACAGUAUCUUCUGUAUGGUUGGAGGUGGUAGAGAGAGCAACCAGGUUCCUCAGAUCUGUUGUGACAGGGGAUGUUCACGGAACACCAGGGACCAAAGGGCCAGGAGGUGUUCCCCUGCAGGACCAACAUUUGGCCCUGGCCAUCCUGCUGGAGCUGGCUGUGCAAAGAGGCACACUGAGCCAAAUGUUGUCUGCCAUCCUGUUGUUGCUUCAACUGUGGGACAGUGGGGCACAGGAAACUGACAAUGAGCGGUCUGCACAGGGCACCAGCGCCCCCCUCUUGCCUCUGCUGCAGAGGUUCCAGAGCAUCAUCUGUAAUAAAGACACUUUGCACACAGAGGGGGACACACAUCUUUUAUCUGGCCCUCUGAGCCCCAAUGAGAGUUUCUUGAGGUAUCUUACUCUUCCUCAAGACAGUGAGCUUGCUAUUGAUUUACGACAAACGGCAGUUGUUGUCAUGGCCCAUUUAGACCGCCUGGCUACACCCUGUAUGCCUCCUCUGUGUAGUUCUCCAACAUCUCAUAAGGGAUCAUUACAGGAAGUCAUAGGUUGGGGGUUAAUAGGAUGGAAAUACUAUGCCAAUGUGAUUGGUCCAAUCCAGUGCGAAGGUCUUGCCAGCCUGGGAGUUACACAGAUUGCCUGUGCAGAGAAGCGCUUCUUGAUCCUAUCACGAAAUGGCCGAGUAUACACACAGGCCUACAACAGUGACACGCUGGCUCCCCAACUUGUUCAGGGUCUUGCCUCCAGAAACAUUGUAAAAAUUGCUGCCCAUUCUGACGGUCACCACUACUUGGCCUUGGCUGCCACUGGAGAGGUGUACUCCUGGGGCUGUGGGGAUGGCGGACGGCUGGGCCAUGGGGAUACUGUGCCUCUGGAGGAACCUAAGCUAAUCUCUGCUUUCUCAGGGAAGCAGGCUGGAAAGCAUGUGGUGCACAUAGCGUGCGGGAGCACGUACAGUGCAGCCAUCACUGCUGAAGGGGAGCUGUACACCUGGGGCCGUGGGAACUAUGGCCGCCUGGGCCAUGGCUCCAGUGAAGAUGAGGCUAUUCCAAUGCUGGUAGCUGGGCUUAAAGGACUGAAGGUCAUAGACGUUGCUUGUGGGAGUGGGGAUGCCCAAACCCUGGCAGUGACUGAAAAUGGGCAAGUGUGGUCAUGGGGAGAUGGUGACUAUGGGAAAUUGGGUAGAGGUGGUAGUGAUGGCUGCAAAACACCAAAGCUGAUUGAAAAACUUCAAGACUUGGAUGUUGUCAAAGUUCGCUGUGGAAGUCAGUUUUCUAUUGCUUUGACGAAAGAUGGCCAGGUGUAUUCAUGGGGAAAAGGUGACAAUCAGAGACUUGGGCAUGGAACAGAGGAACACGUCCGUUACCCCAAACUCUUGGAAGGCUUACAAGGGAAGAAGGUGAUUGAUGUGGCUGCAGGCUCUACCCACUGCCUGGCUCUGACAGAGGACAGUGAGGUACACAGCUGGGGGAGCAAUGACCAGUGCCAGCAUUUUGACACUUUGCGUGUGACCAAGCCAGAACCUACUGCACUGCCAGGACUAGACACCAAACACAUAGUUGGAAUUGCCUGUGGAACUGCCCAGAGCUUUGCCUGGUCAUCUUGUUCUGAGUGGUCCAUUGGCCUCCGUGUCCCUUUCGUGGUAGACAUCUGCUCAAUGACUUUUGAGCAGCUGGAUCUCCUGCUGCGGCAAGUGAGUGAGGGAAUGGACGGCACUGCUGACUGGCCCCCACCACAAGAGAAAGAGUGCAUGGCUGUGGCAACUCUCAAUCUUCUACGACUUCAGUUACAUGCUGCCAUCAGUCACCAGGUUGAUCCAGAAUUCCUUGGUUUAGGUCUGGGCAGUGUCCUCCUGAAUAGCCUGAAACAGACCGUUGUGACCCUGGCCAGUAGUGUGGGUGUGUUGAGUACUGUGCAGUCAGCUGCCCAGGCUGUGCUACAGAGUGGCUGGUCUGUGCUCCUGCCCACAGCUGAGGAGCGGGCCCGGGCGCUAUCUGCACUCUUGCCCUGCACAGUUUCAGGCAAUGAAGUGAACAUAAGUCCAGGUCGUCGAUUCAUGAUUGAUUUGCUGGUGGGCAGCUUGAUGGCUGAUGGAGGAUUAGAAUCGGCCUUAAAUGCAGCCAUUACUGCAGAAAUCCAGGAUAUUGAAGCCAAAAAAGAAGCACAGAAGGAAAAAGAAAUUGAUGAGCAAGAAGCAAAUGCCUCAACAUUUCAUAGAAGCAGGACACCUUUGGAUAAAGAUCUUAUUAAUACGGGGAUCUACGAAUCUUCUGGCAAACAGUGUUUGCCUCUGGUUCAACUCAUACAGCAGCUUCUCAGAAACAUUGCUUCUCAGACUGUGGCCAGAUUGAAAGAUGUUGCUCGUCGAAUCUCCUUGUGUCUAGAUUUUGAGCAGCGCAGCCGUGAGAGGUCUGCUUCAUUAGAUCUGUUACUACGUUUUCAGCGCCUAUUGAUCAGUAAACUGUAUCCAGGAGAAAGUGUUGGUCAUACUUCAGAUACUCCCAGUCCUGAGCUAAUGGGUGUUGGGUCCUUACUGAAAAAGUAUACAGCCCUUUUGUGCACACACAUUGGAGAUAUACUGCCUGUGGCAGCUAGUAUUGCUUCUACCAGCUGGCGGCAUUUUGCAGAGGUGGCCUGCAUCGUGGAAGGGGAUUUCACUGGUGUUCUUCUUCCAGAGCUAGUAGUUUCUAUAGUGCUUCUGCUCAGUAAAAAUGCUGGUCUCAUGCAAGAGACUGGAGCAGUUCCUUUGCUGGGUGGCCUAUUGGAACACCUGGAUCGUUUCAACCACCUGGCACCAGAAAAGGAACGGGAUGAUCAUGAAGAGCUGGCCUGGCCCGGCAUAAUGGAGUCAUUUUUUACAGGCCAGAACUGUAGAAAUAAUGAGGAAGUGACACUUAUACGCAAAGCUGAUUUAGAGAACCACAAUAAAGAUGGAGGCUUCUGGACUGUAAUUGAUGGAAAAGUGUAUGACAUAAAGGACUUUCAGACACAGUCAUUAACAGGAAAUAGUAUUCUUGCUCAGUUUGUUGGGGAAGACCCAGUGGUAGCUUUGGAAGCAGCUUUGCAGUUUGAAGAUACACGAGAGUCCAUGCAUGCAUUUUGUGUUGGCCAGUAUUUGGAGCCUGACCAAGAAGUCGUUACCAUACCAGAUCUGGGAAGUCUCUCUUCACCUCUGAUAGACACAGAGAGGAAUCUGGGCCUGCUUCUUGGAUUACAUGCUUCCUAUUUAGCAAUGAGCACACCACUAUCUCCUGUCGAGGUUGAAUGUGCCAAGUGGCUUCAGUCAUCCAUUUUCUCUGGAGGCCUGCAGACCAGCCAAAUCCACUACAGCUACAAUGAAGAGAAAGAUGAGGACCACUGCAGUUCUCCUGGAGGCACACCUGCUAGCAAAUCGCGGCUCUGUUCUCAUAGACGGGCCCUAGGUGACCAUUCCCAGGCAUUCCUGCAAGCCAUUGCUGACAAUAACAUUCAAGACCACAAUGUGAAAGACUUUCUGUGUCAAAUUGAGAGGUAUUGUAGACAGUGCCACUUGACCACACCUAUCAUGUUUCCUCCUGAGCAUCCUGUGGAAGAAGUUGGCCGUUUGCUAUUAUGCUGUCUCUUAAAACAUGAAGAUUUAGGUCAGGUAGCAUUAUCUUUAGUUCAUGCAGGUACGCUUGGCAUUGAGCAAGUAAAGCACAGAACGCUGCCUAAAUCAGUGGUGGAUGUUUGUAGAGUUGUCUACCAAGCAAAAUGUUCACUCAUUAAGACUCAUCAAGAACAGGGUCGUUCUUAUAAGGAGGUCUGUGCUCCUGUCAUUGAACGUUUGAGAUUCCUCUUCAAUGAAUUGAGACCUGCUGUUUGCAAUGAUCUCUCUAUAAUGUCUAAGUUUAAACUGUUAAGUUCUUUACCCCGUUGGAGGAGGAUAGCUCAGAAGAUAAUUCGAGAACGAAGGAAAAAGAGAGUUCCUAAGAAGCCAGAAUCCAGUGAGGAUGAAGAAAAAAUUGGAAAUGAAGAGAGUGAUUUAGAAGAAGCUUGUAUUUUGCCUCAUAGUCCAAUAAAUGUGGAAAAAAGACCCAUUACAGUUAAAUCUCCUAAGGAUAAAUGGCAGCCACUGUUGAGUACAGUUACAGGUGUUCACAGAUACAAAUGGUUGAAGCAGAAUGUUCAGGGUCUUUAUCCGCAAUCUGCACUCCUUAGUACAAUUGCUGAAUUUGCCCUUAAGGAAGAGCCAGUGGAUGUGGAAAAAAUGAGAAAGUGCUUACUAAAACAGCUGGAGAGAGCAGAGGUUCGCCUGGAAGGGAUAGAUACAAUUUUGAAACUGGCAGCCAAAAAUUUCUUACUUCCAUCUGUACAGUAUGCUAUGUUUUGUGGAUGGCAAAGACUUAUUCCUGAGGGAAUUGAUAUAGGGGAACCCCUAACAGAUUGUUUAAAGGAUGUUGAUUUGAUCCCACCUUUUAAUCGAAUGCUGCUGGAAGUAACUUUUGGCAAGCUGUAUUCUUGGGCAGUUCAGAAUAUUCGAAAUGUUUUGAUGGAUGCCAACGCUAAAUUUAAAGAGCUUGGUAUCCAGCCUGUUCCCCUACAAACCAUUACCAAUGAGAACUCUUCGGGACCAAGCCUGGGGACCAUCCCACAAGCUCGUUUUCUCCUGGUGAUGCUCAGCAUUCUCACUCUGCAGCAUGGUGCAAACAAUCUUGACCUCCUGCUCAACUCCGGCACACUAGCACUCACACAGACUACACUGAGGCUCAUUGGUCCCAGUUGUGACAGUGUUGAGGAAGAUACGAAUGCUUCUGCCCGAGGGGCCUCUGCUACAGUUUUGGAAGAAACAAGGAAGGAAACAGCUCCUGUGCAGCUCCCUGUUUCAGGGCCAGAACUGGCUGCCAUGAUGAAGAUUGGAACCAGGGUCAUGAGAGGUGUAGAUUGGAAAUGGGGGGAUCAGGAUGGGCCUCCCCCAGGCCUAGGUCGUGUGAUUGGUGAGCUGGGAGAGGAUGGGUGGAUCAGGGUCCAGUGGGACACAGGCAGCACCAACUCAUACAGGAUGGGGAAAGAAGGAAAGUAUGAUCUCAAGUUGGCGGAGCUGCCGGUCUCUGCACAGCCCUCUGCAGAGGACUCAGACACAGAGGACGACUCUGAAGCUGAACAAAUUGAAAGGAACAUUCACCCCACAGCAGUGAUGAUGACCAGCACUGUAAACUUAUUGCAAACUUUGUGUCUCUCUGUUGGAGUUCAUGCUGAAGUCAUGCAGAGUGAGGCCACCAAGACUCUGUGUGGACUGCUGCGAAUGUUAGUGGAAAGUGGAACGACGGACAAGACAUUGUUCGGAGAUAAUAAUAGAUGUACAGUUCAGUUCCAUUAUGAUCAGAGGAUACUGUUUAAUGACAUCGCUCCAACAGUACGUCGAGGCCAGGAGGAAGGUCUUCAGCGAGGCGUGUCCUCAUACCCAGGGGUUUCAAUCUCGCCAUUCACCUGCCUGGCUCUUGACCUCUACACUGCCUAUAGGAGUCCUGGGAUCCCGAAAUCUAGGACCGGAGUGCGUGCCUGCGUACGUGCGAGGCGUGGGCGGAAAUCCCGCCUCCAGGCGCCUGCAAUUGGUCCUGACCACAGUGGGUGA
This is a messenger RNA of Castor canadensis (American beaver), 6255 nucleotides long. Lineage: Eukaryota; Metazoa; Chordata; Mammalia; Rodentia; Castoridae. The record is from RefSeq and is a predicted model, not a curated record.